CAAAAGAAGAACGUAACAUAGGGAUUCCUCAAAUCUGUUCGUCUGGCUUGGUUAUCGGAAAUCUCCGAUUGAAGAAAAUGGCGGUGAAGGUGUACGGCCCGACCUACGCUUCCCCGAAAAGGGUGCUUAUGUGUUUGAUCGAGAAGGAGAUCGACUUUGAAGUUGUGCUUCUUGAUAUCUUCAAGGGAGAGCACAAGAAUCCUGAGUUCCUCAAAUUGCAGCCAUUUGGACAGCUUCCUUUGAUUCAAGAUGGAGAUUAUACGCUUUAUGAAUCUCGAGCAAUAAUCAGGUACUAUGCGGAAAAGUACAAAUCCCAAGGAACUGAUUUACUGGGAAAGACAAUAGAAGAUAGGGGACUUGUGGAGCAAUGGCUAGAAGUGGAGGCCCAGAACUUCCAUCCCCCAGUCUACAACAUGGUAAUGCAUAUUCUGUUUGCCCCAAUAUUGGGAACCCCCUCUGACCCAAAAGUGAUUCAAGAGAGUGAAGAGAAGCUCGGGAAGGUUCUGGACAUUUAUGACGAGAGGCUGUCGAAGAGCAAGUACUUGGCUGGGGAUUUCUUCAGCCUUGCUGAUCUUAGCCACCUUCCUUUUGGGCAUUAUUUGAUGAACCAAAUGAAAAAAGGUUAUCUGAUAAGGGACAGGAAGCAUGUGAGUGCUUGGUGGGAUGAUAUCAGCAACAGGCCAUCUUGGAAGAGGGUCGUCCAGCUCUACCAGUACCCUAUCUAGGCUGCGUUCUCUUCAGAUCAUUACUAAGUAGUAAAGAAUAAAUGGGUAUUUCUAGUGAGAGUAUAGGUCCUUUGAGGUAAGAAGUCAAUUACAUGCUUUUGAAGCAGAGGGUAAUAGAAAAGAUAGGGUUCCAUGCUCAGUGUGUUAUUCUCUCUGUGUUUCGUCUAGAGGGCUAUACUGAUGAACUAAUUUUACAUCUUUUGAUGAGUUUGCGUGAGUUAGCUUUAUGUGUAGCCUAUGAUCUCUCAUUAAAUAGUAUGUCUCGCGUGGUGGGAUUUACUCGCCGAAAGAAAAAUAGUGGGGUUUUAUACUCAAGAAAUUUCUUUGAAUUAGCAUUCCAAGAACGUUGAGUUGAAGACUUAGAGCCUGUUUUGUGGUUUGAUUUUGCAUGUUGAUGAAAACAGCUUUACCUUCUAGCUCUGUCUUUGGUAUCUGGGAGUAGUAAAUGUAUUGGGUUUUCAGCUAUUUGGCGGUGAUUAUUACUUGUUAUUGGAA
Molecule: messenger RNA, 1220 nt
Organism: Neltuma alba
Lineage: Eukaryota; Viridiplantae; Streptophyta; Magnoliopsida; Fabales; Fabaceae
Product: glutathione S-transferase F9
Exons: 3
Coding region: 78-725 (215 amino acids)
Biological process (GO): glutathione metabolic process
Cellular component (GO): cytoplasm
Molecular function (GO): glutathione transferase activity; glutathione binding
Source: RefSeq, a predicted model, not a curated record